AUGUGGGAACUCCGAUCCAUAGCCUUCUCCCGGGCCGUGUUGGCUGAAUUCCUGGCCACACUCCUUUUCGUUUUCUUUGGCCUUGGCUCAGCCCUCCAGUGGGCCAGCUCCCCGCCAUCUGUGCUUCAGAUCGCUGUGGCCUUUGGCCUGGGCAUUGGCACCUUGGUUCAAGCUCUGGGCCAUGUCAGCGGGGCGCACAUCAACCCUGCUGUGACUGUGGCCUGCCUAGUGGGCUGCCACGUCUCCUUCCUUCGAGCUGCCUUCUAUGUGGCUGCCCAGCUGCUGGGGGCUGUGGUCGGGGCUGCGAUACUCCAUGAGAUUACUCCAGUAGAAAUCCGCGGGGACCUGGCAGUCAAUGCUCUCCACAACAACGCAACAGCAGGCCAGGCGGUGACCGUGGAGCUCUUCCUGACCCUGCAGCUGGUGAUCUGCAUCUUUGCCUCCACGGAUGAGCGGCGCGGUGACAACCUGGGCAGCCCUGCUCUCUCCAUCGGUUUCUCUGUAACCCUGGGCCACCUCCUUGGAAUCUACUUCACAGGCUGCUCCAUGAACCCAGCACGCUCCCUGGCUCCGGCAGUCGUCACGGGCAAGUUUGAUGACCACUGGGUCUUCUGGAUCGGACCCCUGGUGGGCGCUAUCCUCGGCUCCCUCCUCUACAACUACCUGCUGUUCCCUUCCGCCAAGAGCCUGCAGGAACGCCUGGCGGUGCUCAAGGGCCUAGAGCCCGACACUGAUUGGGAGGAGCGCGAGGUGCGGCGGCGGCAGUCGGUGGAGCUCCACUCCCCGCAGAGCCUGCCGCGUGGGAGCAAAGCCUGAGCGCCCCGCCCCGCACUAUCCCGCACCGCAGCGCAGCGUACCGCAGCGCAGUCAGCGACCGCCCGCCCCUUCCCUCCCCCCGGCGCACCGUCCGCC
Molecule: messenger RNA, 912 nt
Organism: Microtus oregoni (creeping vole)
Lineage: Eukaryota; Metazoa; Chordata; Mammalia; Rodentia; Cricetidae
Gene: Aqp2
Product: aquaporin 2
Exons: 4
Coding region: 1-816 (271 amino acids)
Biological process (GO): transmembrane transport
Cellular component (GO): plasma membrane; apical plasma membrane
Molecular function (GO): water channel activity
Source: RefSeq, a predicted model, not a curated record